AUGGACGAAGACAACAAGUCACCAGCUUGUGUGCCUGAUAAGAUUGGAGAAACAACUCUAUUCUCUGUGGAAAAAUCAACGUUAGGGAUUGAUCCCUCAGGUAAAAUGGAAGACAGUAGUCCUAGUGUUAGUGACAUCCAUGCCAACGAUAUGAAUGGCUCUCACGAGAACACAGUUGCAGCAGAAGAUAAAUCUGGCUACAAAAACUUGGGCCGCAGGCAAAUUGCUGAAGUUGAGACAGUUGGUCCUACCAAAGAUGCAAGAGAAGGGAAAAACCUUUCUAUUAAGAGAGCAAAAUCUGGUGGGGAUCCGGACAAAGACAGGCUGAUUGCCAAUUUAAAAACUCUCCAGGACUAUCUUUGCUCUUUCACUUCACAGGGUCUGACCGUUGCUAACAUAUCUGCCAGAACCUUCCCUCAAACAUUAGAUUGGCUCCACGGUUAUCCUUUUCAGUCAAUAUGUAGGGAUUUUCCUCCUGUGUCUAAACUCCUCUCCUUGGCAAUUGAUCCUUCAAGUGUAUUGAGCAAGAAAUUUCACCAGUGUCCAAUGAAAACGAUCGGCAGCCAGCUCAAAAUUGAAUUACUUGAAAAGAUGUAG
Molecule: messenger RNA, 597 nt
Organism: Linum tenue
Lineage: Eukaryota; Viridiplantae; Streptophyta; Magnoliopsida; Malpighiales; Linaceae
Source: the annotation of a GenBank genome assembly